Rhodotorula graminis WP1 is the source of this 744-nucleotide messenger RNA. RefSeq lists its product as uncharacterized. Gene Ontology annotation, cellular component: membrane; mitochondrial inner membrane peptidase complex. The coding region runs from base 1 to 744 and encodes 247 amino acids. Gene Ontology annotation, molecular function: serine-type endopeptidase activity. The transcript has 3 exons. Gene Ontology annotation, biological process: mitochondrial respiratory chain complex assembly. The record is from RefSeq and is a predicted model, not a curated record. NCBI's taxonomy places the organism in Eukaryota, Fungi, Basidiomycota, Microbotryomycetes, Sporidiobolales, Sporidiobolaceae.
AUGGUGUCUAGAGGAGGAGCGAGGGGGUUGAGGGAGGCGAGCGAGCCGACGACAAGCGGGGAGCAACUCGUCCCCAUCUCUCACCUCAUCUCACUCGCCAGCACCCAGCUCAAGCUUGCUACAAGCCACGCGCACCUACUCGGAUCACUCCUGAGCCCGCCCUCGGCUUUGCGCCAAAGCUCCCCGUGCCCAACUCACCACUCGACCUCCGACGACCUGGCCGCUCCUCGACCAACGAGGGUCGCCCUCCGCCGCGCUCUCAAAGUCGCAGGCUGGGGCGCAGUCGCCCUCUUCUUCAACGAGCAUGUCUACUCGAUCGCCACCGUCUCGGGCAGGUCCCCGACCCUCAACCCGGACUCGCCGAGCAUGAUCAAGGACAUCGUCCUCCUCAACCGCUACGCCGCCCUCGCCGCCGCUCACGGCGACCGCAGCGGCUUCAAGCCAGGCGACGUCGUCGCCGUCAAGUCGCCCGUCAAGCCCGGCACGCUCCUCAUCAAGCGCCUCGUCGCGCUGCCGAACAGCAUCGUGCGCACGCUCGCACCCUACCCCGAGUCGACCGUGCGCGUCCCGCAAGGGUCCUGCUGGAUCGAGGGCGACGAACGGUACCACUCGCGGGACUCGAACACGUUCGGACCUGUCCCGAUGGGCUUGGUCGAGAGCAGGGUCGACUGGGUCUUGUGGCCGCCGAGGUGCGCCCUCUGCCUCUCUCCUCUCUCUCUCGCUCCAGAGACUCGAGACUCAUGA